GCGGGUCUCAGUGAGAACCCAACCAGCUGAGACUUAGUCCAGUGUGUGCAAACUGGCACUGUACACGGUUAAGCGACACAUUGGAGUACAUUAAACACGUGAUCAGCAUGUGCAAGAUUCAGGGGAAGACCGUCUGCACCUGCGGGCUGAGCGACGUGGGCAGCGGCGGCGGGAAGAGUGUUAGUGGUGCGGCGGCGGCUUGGGGCUCCACCUCCACCAUCCCUGGAGGCGGCGCGGACUACCCCUCCUGCACACCCCUGCCCUUCGACCCUGCCUCCCCCGUCACCCAUGACCCCGCAGCGCCUCUCACCCGGAGCCUUGACGCGGGGGACAGCGGCUCCCUCCCAGGCCCUCAGGACGAGGGGCCGCGGGAGGCUGCUCAGGACUCCGCCGCUGUGCUCCAUCUUCAUGGCCUUCACCGCAAGCGCAAGGAACACGCUGACGGCAAGGAGGGCGGCGAGCACGACCCUAAAAUUAUCAGGUCCACCAAGGAGAUUGUAGCAAACUUAGACAGCAUCAGGCCCGAGGCGCCGACCUACACAAAGGAGUUUCUGGCCAGUCCCGCUGACUCUCUUGCAUCGCCUGAGGACGAUGAGGACGAUGACGACCUUCCUUCCAACCAGGACGAUGACCCUAACACACAGAGCCCUGAGAGCAGCUGUGUCUCGGCGCAGGACAACUGGGAGACUGGCGGAGAGAGUGACGGGCGGACGGCUUUUGUCCCCGAGGUAGACACACACGAGGAACGGCGACUGAGCGAGAGAUUUUUCCCCAGAGCUUUCCCACCGCCCUCUCGCCGGAACAGACGCAGGACCAAGAAACGUCAUCACGUCCACAGCCCACAGGACAGUGGGAGUCAGUCACAGUCAACCGAGGAGGAGAAGUCAUCUUGCUUCAGCUCCCUCACCUCAGAGGACGAACCCACCCGCUACGACCCUAUUCCCACAGAUGUAAUGCCUUGCAACAUGGGGCUUAGAGGAGAGACUCAUGGCCCAUCAUCAGGUCUGAGUGAAUUGUUGGAUGCCAGUGAGCCAGUGACCAGUGAUCGAGGUUCAUGGGGUAUGCGGGAUGCCAGCCACUUUGACUCCUUUCACAGAACUGCCCCAAGAUACAGCCGCUUUGAUGAUGAUUCAGGAAUUCAGAACAGCUGGUACCGCAGUGAGGAUGAUGAUGUGAUGGUGUCUCCGAGGGCAUCCCAAGCCUUCAUUGACACAGGGGCUCCUCCAGGGCAGGAUGACCACAGCCCACCACCGGGCCAAGGCGCUGUCAAGAUGCUCAUGAAAAAUAUCAACAGCAUUAAGAAAAAGAUCAAGCGCUAUGAGGAGGAAUUUGAGGCUGCCUCAGGUUACCGUCCUUCUCACAGUGAAAAGAUGAAGCACAAAGAAAUUAAAAAGUACAUGAGUGAAUUGAGCAAAGCGAGGAAAGAACUAAAACAGAUGAAGGAUGACGUGGCAGGUCUCAUGUCAGUACCUACUGUAUUCCCGCUGUCCCUCCUGCGCUGCCAAGAGUCUACCAACCCUGGAGCCAAGCCAACGACUAACACAUCAUGCACAGCUGAUACUCUAAGGCAUGUGGAGGACCGGUUAAGAGAAAAGCGGUCAGCUGUGGGACGGCCAUGUGAGCUUAAGAGUAUGAACUCCAUUGAGAUGCAAGAUGAAAAGACAGCACUACAGAAAGCUCUUCUUUAUUAUGAGUCUCUGCAUGGCCGGCCAACUACAAGGGAGGACAGAGACCUCGCCCGACCAUUGUAUGACCGCUAUCGUCAAGUGAAGAGAAUCGUCAUGAGAACUGGAUCUAGAACGAAGGAAAACAUGGUUGAACUUCCACCCAUUAUUGAACACGUAGCAAUGGACUUCACCCUUGCCUCUCCACAACACCGCAGCUCUUUACAAGGAGAUGAGGGUGAGAAGCUUAUCCUGGCCCCAACCAACACACCUGUAACAGACACCCCUCCUGUCACAAACUUCACCGAAGUAGAGACCUCAAGCACUGAUCCAAAAGAGGGACAGCGAUCGUUAGCCCUGGGAGACCUCCAUGCCCUGCCUCUAAGUGAACUGAGAGAGAGGAAGAAGGAAGCUCGAGAGGAGAAAAAGAAACUAAGAAGAAUACUCCGCGAAUAUGAAGAAAAAUUUGAAAGAGAAAUGGGCCGCAAGGUACAGAAGGAAGACAGAGGACCCAUGGAACAGUCAUACUUGGAUUACAAACAUGCUAAGGCAAAACUAAGGCUUCUAGAGGCUCUCUUGUCAAAGCAUGAACCCCACAAGAUCUGAUUGGACAUAAGUAACCUUUGGCCAAGAUAAAUGUCACAUGUAAGGUCCAUGAAAAACUGACCUGAUACACUGUACCGAAGGGUGCUGUAUUGAUACCUCUCUUCCUGUCUUGUAAAUGGUCGAGAAUAGCAUUGAAGCCUUCUGACCUUUCUAGGUCAGAUGAAAUACUGCAUUCAGAGUUGAUCUAUACAGAUUGUUUAUUUUGAAGUGCAGCUGCUGGAAUGAUUGUUGAGUGUUAGAGGGAGGCAUCCCAGUCCAUGUCUUGUGCAUUGUUAUUCUGACAUGCGCGGGUAAUGCAUGAACUGUGAUAAGUUGUCAAAGUUGCCAAUAUGGUUGUUAGAUACAGAAUCCAUUAUUUUAUUAUGUUACUAACUGUAGAAUAAAUUAUCUUAUUGGAAAAUACCAAAAUUUUCAUUUAUGUCUUCAGUAAGUUUAUGACUCGGAGCUUUUUGGAUUUUUUUAUUUUUUUUUUUAUUUUUUUAUUUUUAAGUAAGAAGGAAAUAUUGCAUCCUUAUUUUUCUUUUCUCCUAGGAUGCUGUACUUAUUUUCAGUGUACUGAAGCUUCCAAAAAUACCUUAACCAUAUACAUGCUGAACUGUGCUAAAUGUAAGGUACCUGAAUUUAGCAUUAAGGGUCAGUAGACAAGUGGGCCAGGGCUUGGUAAUUCUGACUUUGUAGGAAAAUGCAAGUUUCUCAACUUAUGAAUUCCUCAUAAAAAUGCUAACAAAUGUUAAUGAAUGUAGUUACCAUUGAAUGGGAUGUACUGCAAAGUACUUACAUGCCUUUCCCCAGAAAACGACUGAUGAAUCAGGAUACUCAAGAACUAGCUUCUUGUCCUGUUUAUGCACAUGAUGAUGUGUUCAUUUUGACAUUAUGAGCUUUGAAUUACUUCAGACAUUGUGAAAACUUACAUAACUAUUACUAUACCCCUACAGUUAUGUAAGAGUGUUUGACCAAUUUUGUGUAUAUCUUUAACCCAAGAUUCCUGUGGUAUGCAUUUAAAGUUCAUGAGUGUGCAUGUUACAGGCAAGUAUAUCUGUUGCCUAGCACUGUAGACGACAUGUAGAUCAUUUUGUAUGUCAUCAUUCCUAUGACUUAAACCUUGUGCUGUCUCACUAAGCAAACGAGACAGGCUGUGUGCUGCAUACUCUGUGUACCUUGAUGUACUGCACACAAUGUAUUGCUGUCUGUUGACGAAAUGCCUGUCAACUGUAUCAUCAACACUGCAUAUCCCUUUCAAGUACAUUUGAAGAAAUAUAUAUUGUCUUGUGAAUGCAGUUGCAUAUUACAUUAAGUUUACAUUAAUGCAUUAGCUAGCAGCUGUUAUGGUAAAUUAUCUCUGGUUACAGUCCCUAUAAGCUUUCUGUGCUCUGAAAUUGUAUGCUUUGCAAGGUAAUUUGUGUUGAGGAAUUCCAUGCAAAUGCAUUCACACUCAUAAUUUAAAGAGUGGUGUUUUGUAACAGACUGUAGGAUUCUAGUGUUUGCAUCACAAGUAGUAAGGUGUGCAAACUACCACUGGUGACGUUAUCUAAGUGUUCUUGCCUCUGUAGUUCAUUUACAGCUUCAGACUGCCUGUUGUUACUUUCAUAUAAAUAGAAUAAUUGUAUUAAUAUCACAUAUAUAUGGUUAUGUAUAUUAAUGACCUUAGAUUGUAAUAUGGUCUCAUACCUGUUAGAAUAUAUAUAUAUAUAUAUAUAUAUAUAUAUAUAUAUAUAUAUAUAUAUAUAUAUAUAUAUAUAUAUAUAUAUGCGACAGACAGUUACUAAAAUUGAUAUUACAUCCUACACAGCAGAGGGGUUAUCAUUGUAGUUUUCCUCAAAACAAUUAAGAAAAUAGAAUAAAAGUUAGUUUUAUUCCAUA
Eriocheir sinensis (Chinese mitten crab) is the source of this 4130-nucleotide messenger RNA. Its product is annotated as protein FAM13A-like. Bases 108 to 2270 code for a protein of 720 amino acids. NCBI's taxonomy places the organism in Eukaryota, Metazoa, Arthropoda, Malacostraca, Decapoda, Varunidae. The record is from RefSeq and is a predicted model, not a curated record. The transcript is spliced from 10 exons.